UCUCUCGCCUUAAUCCCUCUCCUGUUGGCGCCAGGGUAUAUGAGGGAGGGGUGCACCCGGGCCGCACACAUUCUUUGAGUGAGGCUCAGCGUAAGCAUCAGCAAUCAUGUCUAGUGACAAAUCCAAAUCCUCGUCCCAGACUGAUGGGAAGGCCGCUCAGAGCAAGAAGUCAGAGAUCGGUCUGACUUCCUACAAGAUGUUGGUGUUCGACCAGGAGAACUUCCAGGGCCGCAUGAUCGAGAUCAGCAGUGAGGUGAUGAACAUCUGCGAGCUGGGCAUGGAACGUGUGCGCUCCCUCCGUGUCGAAAGCGGCCCCUUCGUGGGCUUUGAGCAGAUAAACCUCUGUGGUGAGAUGUACAUCUUGGAGAAGGGUGAGUAUCCUCGCUGGGAUUCCUGGAGCAACUGUCAGAAGAACGACUACCUACUGUCCUUCAGGCCUGUUCGAAUGGACCCCGAUAAACACAAGAUCUGCCUGCACGAGUUGGGAGAGUUCAAGGGCCGCAAGAUGGAGAUCAUGGAUGAUGACGUCCCCAGUCUGUUCUCUUACGGUUUCACUGACAGAGUUGGCAGCAUCAUCGUUAGCUGCGGAACCCUUGUGGGAUAUCAGUUCCCUGGCUACCGUGGUAGCCAGUACCUACUGGAGAAGGGCGAAUACAAGCACUUUAACGAAUACGGCGCCCGCACCCCUCAGCUGCAGUCCGUGCGCCGUAUCCGCGACAUGCAGUGGCACCAACAAGGCUGCUACACCUUGGCCAGCAAGUGAGGCUCGGGGAAGGAGAGAAAGAGAAAGACCGGAAGUGAGGGAGAGGGGCGUAAGAAGAGGAGAAGGGGAAGAGAUGUCUGAGGCCUUACCUGACCACCUUUAACGGUCAAAAGGGGGAAGUGUGAGAGUCUUCGAGACCUGGAUCUCGUGGAACAGACCUCCAUUCCUCACUGUCCAUGUUUCUCUUUCUCCCCUCUGGGCUGAUCUUACUUUCUCCCCUAUCUCUCUUUUUUUUUUUUUAAUUUGUUGUCCCUAUCUUCAUUCCCUACAAAGCUCUGAAGAAGGAACAAGAGACACUGCCCUUUUACACAAGAUUUGUGGUUCAAGGUACAACGCACCAUGGGAAACUGAGUCUUUAGCACUUCCUGCUCUGGCCCCUGUACAUUGCACACACACAUACUCUGCUGUACAGAAUCCUGGCUGAGUUUUCAAUAAAAGCAAUGUUGUUUGAGA
Hippocampus zosterae (dwarf seahorse) is the source of this 1216-nucleotide messenger RNA. RefSeq names its product crystallin, beta B1, like 1 (gene crybb1l1). NCBI's taxonomy places the organism in Eukaryota, Metazoa, Chordata, Actinopteri, Syngnathiformes, Syngnathidae. The record is from RefSeq and is a predicted model, not a curated record. Bases 107 to 763 code for a protein of 218 amino acids. Gene Ontology annotation, biological process: visual perception; lens development in camera-type eye. Gene Ontology annotation, molecular function: structural constituent of eye lens. The transcript has 6 exons.